Meloidogyne enterolobii is the source of this 2257-nucleotide messenger RNA. The record is from the annotation of a GenBank genome assembly. Lineage: Eukaryota; Metazoa; Nematoda; Chromadorea; Rhabditida; Meloidogynidae.
AAUGGUUGAUUCAUUGCUAGCUGCAUAUGGUUCUUCUCAAAAUUGCCAAUUGUCUUUUGUGGAUACGGACGAGGAAUUUCAGGCUGGUGUUGUGACUCAACAAGAUGCUUCGCAAAAUGAUUUUGCUACACAGUUGUCUGUUGCAUCGCAAGAUGAUGGAGUGUCUAGAGGAGUUCCAUCAACGACAGUUUUAUCGGAAUCGCAGACUGAACCUGAUUUAAACUUUCAAGAUGACGAUGAAUUUGGCGAUUAUAUUCCUCCGCAUGCUUGCAAAUAUUGCGGCUUGUCAGACCCAUCUUCUGUUGGACAAUGUACUGUCUGUGGCAAAUGGUUUUGUAAUGGUAAAGGUAAUACAGCUGGUAGUCAUAUUAUAAACCAUUUGGUUCGUGCACAACAUAAAGAAGUUUCUCUUCACAAGGACGGUCCUCUUGGUGAAACUCAGCUAGAAUGUUAUCAUUGUGGUUCAAGGAAUGUUUUUCUUCUUGGUUUUAUUCCUUCAAAGACUGAUUCAGUGGUUGUAAUACUUUGUCGUCAACCUUGUGCCCAACAGAAUACUCUUAAAAAUGCUAAUUGGAGUGCUGAAGAUUGGAAGCCUUUAAUUCAUGAACGUCAGGUUCUUUCCUGGCUCAUUAAAAUACCUUCACAGCAAGAACAACUUCGCGCUCGUCAAAUAACUGCAGCACUCAUUAAUCGUCUUGAAGAAUUAUGGAAAGAUAAUCCUGAAGCUACUGUUGAUGAUUUGGAACGUCCAGGAAAAUAUACUAGUGAGGCCGAACAUGUUUUGUUGCGAUAUGAUGAUGCUUCAGUGUAUAAGCGUAUCUUUAAUCCACUAAUAUCAAUGGAAGCGGAAUAUGACAAGAAAAUUAAAGAAUCGAUUAGUUGUCCUGUUGGUCAAGUUAAAUGGGAGGUUAAAUCAGCAACCAAGGUGCAUGCAACUUUUCAAUUGCCUGGAUUUCGUGAUGGAAAUAUGAAAUUAAUGAUUGGAGAUGAUCUGCGUUUAAAACAUUACCAAACAUUAGAUGGAAGUGAAUGGAAUUGUAUGGGACGGCUCAUUAAAAUUCCAGACAAUCAUAAUGAAGACUUUUCUUUGGAAAUGUUUGCAAGUAGCAAUAAAAUUCCUACUGAUAGACGUACAAAUUUUAUAUGUGAAUAUGUUUGGAAUUCUACAUCUUUUGACAGAAUGUUUGCUGCGCUUGGACGUUUGGAAUCUAAAGAAAAUUGUGUUUCACAAUAUAUUUAUCAUAAAUUAAUGGGGCAUGAUGUUGAUGAUAUUUUGUUUAAGCUGGUUAUGCCUAAGAAAUUUUCGGCUCCUGGACUUCCUGAAUUAAACCACAGUCAAAUUUCUGCAAUUAAAGCUGCUUUACAACGUCCACUUUCAUUAAUUCAGGGUCCUCCAGGAACAGGUAAAACUGUUACAUCAGCCACGCUUGUUUAUCAUCUUGUAAAACAAACAAGCGGUCAAGUUCUUGUUUGUGCACCUUCAAAUAUUGCUGUAGAUCAAUUAGCUGAAAAAAUUCAUAAAACUGGCUUGAAGGUUAUCCGUUUUUGUGCAAAAGGACGUGAAACUGUUGAUAGUUCUGUCGCUUUUUUGGCAUUACAUAAUCAACUUAAAGCGCUUCAAUCGGGAGAACUUUUUAAAUUAAUGAAAUUAAAAGAAGAAAUUGGAGAACUCUCACAGGCUGAUCAAAAUCGUUUCAUGUCGCUUAGACGUCAAAGAGAGAAUGAAUUGUUAUCUAAAGCAGAUGUAAUUUGUUCAACCUGUAUUACUUCUGCAGAUAUUCGUUUGGCUAAAAAAGAAUUUCGUUGUGUUCUAAUUGAUGAAAGCACACAAGCUACUGAACCUGAAGUAAUGGUUUCUGUUGUAAAAGGUGCUCGUCAGCUUGUAUUAGUUGGUGACCAUUGUCAACUAGGCCCAGUAAUUAUGUGCAAAAAAUCGGCAAAUUCUGGUCUUGGUCAAUCUCUUUUUGAACGUCUUGUGAUCCUUGGAAACCGACCUUUACGAUUGCAAGUUCAAUAUAGAAUGCAUCCUGUUUUGUCAUCCUUUCCUAGCAAUGUAUUUUAUGAAGGUUCUUUGCAAAAUGGAGUUGCCGAAAUGGAACGAAAACUUGACAACUUUUCUUGGCAAUUCCCUAAUCCGGAUAAACCAAUGAUGUUUUGGAAUUGCAAUGGACAGGAAGUAAAUAUCUUAAAUUUUAAAGAAAUGGAAAACAUUAUUUCAAUUUAUAGGAACUUGGCUCUUCCGGAACUUCAUAUUUGA